AUGCCCAAUCAGCCUACAAGUGUCCAUCACUUUUAAGGGUGCUGGUCAAGGUCUAUGCUCCACUAUUACUGUCUGCUCAAGUGAGUCUAAUUUAAGCAUCAAAGGAAUUGGCUUUCCAAAUGUAUAUCCUGAUGGAAGGGGUCAAGGUCACAUAAUUUCAGAAACUUUGUCUUUCUUUAAUGGAAUUUUUUUUUAAUGAUGUAGGCGUAGGCUUACAUUUUUUUUUAUCAAGUUUUCCUAUUUCUUAAGAUUUGAACAUUUAUUAACAUGUCUUCCUUUAAAACAGUUGAUAAAAACGAUUGCUGACUUGCUGACUUUUGCUACACCAAAAAUAACAGAGUAAGUUGAGCUUUAAUGGAUGGGAGGGUUUAUGAGAGGGUCGAUACGUGUAAGGUUAAGAUAUAGGAUAUAUUUUUAUAUAUUUAAUUUAUCAAAUAUAAUUACGUGCAAUAGAUUUGGUCCAGUUUUUCAAUUAUUUCUCUCUCAAAGGGAUAAGAAUUUACCCAAAGCUGGUGAAUUCUUUUCCUGGAAAACUAUGAAAACUUUAUAAAGCUAUAUUGAUUUUUUUUCAUUUAGGUACCCUUAAAUGAUUUAGUUAAUAAUUUUUAAAGAUAAUUUACACUAAACCUACACCACCAAUUAUUUUGAAUUAGAAUGGUAGGCCUAUAUUUAAAAAACUUAACAAAAAAGUUUGCAAAAUGAAAAUGUGCAAUUUAAAAAUAGAGAUAAUGGAAGCAUUAUUUUAUUCUAUGAAACUAGUUUAACGUGCAAUCAGUUGCAUGUUUCGGAAGUGUGUUAAAAUCUCUUACUAAUAACUCUUUCUAUUUAUUUAUAUAGAAUAAAUAUACUCCCUAAUGAAUUCGUGUUUUUCUACAGAUCAUUGCUCGAUUACAUAGCCAAUAAAGACACAGAGAGACCAUGGAAAGGUUAUGUUUUAGCUACGUCCUAUUUUGUUGUCCAAACUCUGGCAUCUGUUGGAUCUAAUCAGGCCAUAUUGGCAAUGAAAAGGAUGGGCAUGAAGG
Molecule: messenger RNA, 1022 nt
Organism: Lymnaea stagnalis (great pond snail)
Lineage: Eukaryota; Metazoa; Mollusca; Gastropoda; Lymnaeidae
Source: the annotation of a GenBank genome assembly